AUGGCUGUCGGCCGCGAAAAUGGAAUUCAAGGCAACGGCGAACUGAACGGAGAGAGCCAUCGCAUCCGCUAUAUUUCCCUCUCCUACGACAGUAGCAACUCGGUGGAAUCGGCACUUCGCCUCGUGCUAUCCAUCCGGCCAGAAUGGAAGGAACCCGGCUCGAAAGUCGAGUUCGUUCGCUUCACCGACGGCAUCACGAACACCUUGUUGAAGGCGGUCAACAAGCGCCCCGGACUGUCCAAGGACGACGUGGACAAGGAGGCCAUACUGCUGCGCGCUUACGGCAACGGCACUGAUUUGAUCAUAGACCGACACCGCGAGACCCAGAACCAUGAACUGCUCAUGAGGCACGGCCUGGCCCCCGAGCUCCUUGCGCGCUUCGAGAAUGGCAUGAUGUACCGCUUCAUCCAGGGCAACGUCACCCAACCGGAGGAUCUGCGCAAGCCCGCCAUUUACAAGGCCGUGGCCCGUCGUCUGGCCGAGUGGCAUGCCGCCGUCCCCUGCAUCUCUGGGCGAACCGGACACAGCCGCAAGAGCUCCAAGGUGGAUGGGGCUGCGCUCCCGGCACUCGACAGCCACCUGGGCGAUGCCGAGUUCCAGCUGGCGAUUGACGGCGUCGCGCCGGGAAAGCCGCCACCGAACAUCUGGACCGUUAUCCAAAAGUGGAUCUUUGCGCUGCCGACCGAGACCGACGUGCAAAGGGCCCGGCAGGCUUCACUGCAGCGAGAAUUGAAGACUCUCAUUUCUGAGCUAAGCCAGCGGCCGGGCCUAGGUGCAAACGCGCUCGUCUUUGCACACUGCGACCUUCUUAGCGGAAACGUCAUCGUGCUGCCCAAAUCCCAGGUCGCCAAUGGCGACAAAUCACCCGAGCCCACAGUUACCUUCAUCGAUUACGAAUAUGCGACGCCGUCGCCUGCCGCAUUUGACAUUGCGAACCACUUCGCCGAGUGGGGCGGUUUCGACUGCGACUUCAGCGUCCUCCCGACGCGCGCACAGCGGCGCGAGUUUAUCGCCGAGUACAUCACCGCAUACUUUGGAUUCAUGGGAAACAAGCGGCCAGGCGCUGCCGCGGUGAACAAAGAUGCCGAGGUUGAGAAGCUGCUCGAGGAAGUAGACCACUUCCGGGGCCUGCCCGGUUUCUACUGGGGCAUCUGGGCUCUCAUCCAAGCAGAGAUCUCCGAGAUCGACUUCGAUUAUGCCUCAUACGCUGAGACCAGACUGGGAGAGUACUAUGCCUGGCGGGCUGAGGUAACUGGGGAGCGGCAAAAGGCCGGAAAGGAAAUGCCGCUGCGAGAGAGGCGAUGGGCUGAGGAGGAAUAG
Molecule: messenger RNA, 1320 nt
Organism: Parathielavia appendiculata
Lineage: Eukaryota; Fungi; Ascomycota; Sordariomycetes; Sordariales; Chaetomiaceae
Product: kinase-like protein
Exons: 2
Coding region: 1-1320 (439 amino acids)
Biological process (GO): phosphatidylethanolamine biosynthetic process
Cellular component (GO): cytoplasm
Molecular function (GO): ethanolamine kinase activity
Source: RefSeq, a predicted model, not a curated record